Cinclus cinclus is the source of this 1080-nucleotide messenger RNA. It is a transcript of the gene POPDC1, whose product is annotated as blood vessel epicardial substance. The record is from RefSeq and is a predicted model, not a curated record. NCBI's taxonomy places the organism in Eukaryota, Metazoa, Chordata, Aves, Passeriformes, Cinclidae. Gene Ontology annotation, cellular component: sarcolemma. Gene Ontology annotation, molecular function: cAMP binding. The transcript has 7 exons. The coding region runs from base 1 to 1080 and encodes 359 amino acids.
AUGAAUACUACAGCAAUGAGCCCACUCACUGUUACGCCACUAGGUUUUGUUCCAGACUUAAAAAAUUCCACCCUUGAUCCUCUCAAUGAGACUGCAUGUGAAAACUGGAAAGAGAUUCAUCAUCUUGUUUUCCACGUGGCAAACAUUUGCUUUGCAGUUGGACUGGUUAUUCCAACUACUUUGAAUCUUCAUAUGAUUCUUCUGAGAGGCCUGCUCACCAUAGGAUGUGCAUUAUUCAUCAUUUGGGCUACACUCUAUCGUUGUGCCUUGGACAUAAUGAUCUGGAAUUCUGUGUUUUUGGUUGUCAACCUUUUGCAUUUCAUAUACCUAGUGUACAAAAGAAGACCGAUCAAGAUAGAGAAGGAGCUUAGCAGUCUCUACAAGAGAAUGUUUGAACCCCUCCAUGUGCCUCCAGAGCUCUUCCAAAGACUGACUGGACAAUUCUGCAAUAUUCAGACUUUGAAGACAGGUCAAGCCUAUGCAGCAGAAGAUAAAACAUCAGUUGAUGAUAGGCUAAGCAUCCUGCUGAAGGGGAAAAUGAAGGUGUCUUAUCGAGGGCAUUUUCUGCAUAAUAUUUACCCCUGUGCCUUUAUAGAUUCUCCUGAAUUUCGAUCAACGCAGAUGAACCGGGGUGAGAAAUUCCAGGUCACCAUUGUUGCAGAUGAUAACUGCAAGUUCCUGUGCUGGUCCAGGGAACGGCUGACUUACUUUCUGGAGUCUGAGCCAUUUCUGUAUGAGAUCUUUAAGUACCUUAUUGGCAAAGAUAUUACAAAUAAACUUUAUUCAUUGAAUGACCCAACCCUAAAUGACAAAGCUUCAAAGAAGAUUGACCGGCAGCCCAGCCUUUGCUCUCAGCUCUCUGUGAUGCAGAUGAGGAACAGCAUGGCCAGUACCAGUGACAGUGAGGAUGGCUUGCAGAUGUUUCUUCGUGGGACUUCCUCUGCAUCCUCUCUUCGCCCAGGCCGGACAUCUCCUUACCUGAGAACUUCAGCAAAGAUGAAGCCAAUAGAAGAAAGUGUUGAAGAUGAUGUCUUUGAAGCACCCUCUGCUGAUAAGCUUGAACUCCAGCGGCUGCCUUAA